Molecule: messenger RNA, 2790 nt
Organism: Lodderomyces orthopsilosis Co 90-125
Lineage: Eukaryota; Fungi; Ascomycota; Pichiomycetes; Serinales; Debaryomycetaceae
Product: tetratricopeptide repeat-containing protein
Exons: 1
Coding region: 1-2790 (929 amino acids)
Molecular function (GO): protein binding
Source: RefSeq, a predicted model, not a curated record
AUGGAGUCACUCAAGUCGACAUUAACUCAACUCUUAUUAUUAGUUCCACCGGAGGCAUUCCAACCGGGCGAAAAUGAAAGAUUAAACAGGCUUACAAAAGCUGUUUUAGAAGCACGAUAUGUCGACAUUUUAGAGAUCAGCGAUUACAAGGAGAUCGCCAGUCUCCCCGAAGCUCAGAAAAUUCUUCAUCUGUACGGAGAGUUGUCUUUGGUUGAUGUCCUUAGAAGGUUUGCACAUGGAAUAAUAGACUCUAGCAAAACCCUUUUGGGAGAGGAGGGUUUAAUUGAUGCUCAUAUAUAUGCCAUCUCAUUUUUGCAACUUUUUAUACAAUCUAAUUUCACUGGACCACUGAUCAAGAUGACUGCUCACUCAUUAUUCUUUCCUAAUGCAGAUGAGGAGAAGUUGCAAACAGAUGCAGUCAAGAGUCUCAAUAUGGAGGGACAAUCAGCUUACGAUUUAAUGCAAGACCCUGUUUAUUUAAUUCUUGCAGAGUUGAUGUUUGAAGAAUUAACUGACACGCCAAUUGAAGCAUCUUUGUUUUCCAGAAAUGGAACUAGUCCCUCUAAUCAAGUUCUUGAACACGCGGAAAGGAUAUGCCAGCAAAUUGAUGACCCCCUCAAAGCAUCUAUCACGUGGUGGAGGGCAAGGGUUUUGCAAGUGCAUUCGUCUGUUUUGUCAGAACCCCUGGGUACCAUUCUGUCUGUUUGUGGAGUUUUAUUGGGAACAAACUUGUUAAAGUAUGUUUUACCUUUGGAGGAUUCACCUUGUGGAGUUCAUAUGUUGGGUCAGUUGCAAUUCGUUCUUGAGCAGGCAAGAAUCUACAUCCAUGCUCAAACCGAACAUGCAUCAAUAGCUCCGUUGAAUAAAGCUAUCGGUAUUACUGGGUUGCAAUUGCUUCUCUCGGGUGCUAAAGCAAAGAGAACAAAAUAUCAAAAAUUCCAUACAUCCAAUUUAAUUGUCUUGGCUAGAAGCAGACAGAAUACUCUAUACGAUGUUGGAUAUAAUGACGGCCAGAAUUUGGAAAACUACAAACUUGAUUCUGAUCUAUUACUCGAGAGGCCGCAGUUCGAAUCAUUGGAAAAUUUAGAUUUGGAGGCAGAAAAUGAAGCAAAGAGAAUAAAAUUGGAUCCAAAAGCCCUUAUUGACGAACUCGCUGAGAAUAGGCUUCUUCCAUUGGCCAUGACCGUUGAAGAUAUACCAGACAACCUCAAAGAUCUUGAUCCAAAUAAGCAACCUGCAUUGAGCAAUGUUGAUGUUCUCCAAAUGCUUUUGAGGUUAACUGUCAUCAAACAGACGACGCCAGCAAACGAUGCUUUGGUUGAAGAUGAGUUGUUGGCGUUGGUAGCACGAAUCAUUUAUUCAGACGCAGAAGGUGGGAAUUGGCUUUUGUACUCAAGGGCACUUUGGGAAAGAUCACUUUUGGAAACAGGAAAAUCAAGAACCUUAGAGAGAGGUAUUUUACAAAUGACCUCGUUAAUCGAGGAAAUGGGGAUCAAGAUCAUUACUCGCCUCUUACCACAAUCUCAAGAGAACGAUCCAAAUGCAGUUGCCUCUCUGAGGUUGAGAUUUAUUCACCAAUUGCCCUUGUUACCACAAUGGUCAUUGGAUGCCAAGCUUGCAGAAAAAUACAUGUCUCUCGGGGUUAUUAAAUCGGCGCUUGAUAUUUAUGAGAGGCUUCAAUUACCAGCUGAGGCUGCAUUGUGCUAUGCAGCUAUCGGUCGUGAGCAGGAGGCGGAGAAGCUUUUGAUUGGUAGAAUUAAAGACCAUCCAGAAGAUGCAAGAUCAAUAUCUAUCUUGGGCGAUCUCAAACAGGAUCCACAAUUAUGGGAGAAGGCUUGGCAAGUGGGUCACUACGCAAAAUCAAAAGCAUCGUUGUCAAGAUAUUACUAUUCACCACCGCCUGGGUCCGGUCUUUCUAAGAAUUUGGAAUUGGCGAUAUCGCACAUGUACGAUUGUUUGCGCGUGAAUCCCUUGAACUACGAAAACUGGUUUUUUUAUGGGUGCUGUGGAUUGGAAUCUGGGAAAUUUGAACUUGCUUCGGAAGCUUUCACAAGAUGUGUAUCAUUGGAUGACAGCAAUUCAUAUGCUUGGUCUAAUUUAGCGUCAGCACUAUUAAAACUCGACAAGAUAAAGCCUGCAUUUAAUGCAUUGCAAAAAGCAGUUAGAAGCAGUGGUGAUAGAAAAUCAUGGAAGGUUUAUGAGAAUUAUAUGAACGUCGCAAUGCAGCUCAAUGAAUGGAAUGAUGUGUUGAUAGCAUAUCGUGAGCUUCUUUCUAUUAGAAAAAAUGAGGGAGAUAGCGUGAUUGACAUACCGGUAUUGGAGAAAUUAAGCGAGAUUCUCAUUUCGUCUGAGUUUCCAGAAAGCGGGAAAAAUUUGAGCCACUUUCAACGAACAUGUAUUCAGCUCAUCUGCGACACCCUACCAACCUUGAUUACGUCUUCUGCUCGUUGCUGGAGAAUUGUUGCCCGAGUUGAGCUUUGGAGGAAACGUCCAUGGGCAGCAUUGGAAUGUCAUGAAAAGGCUUAUAGAGCAUUGCUUCACAAUCCAGAACUAGAGGUUAAUGAAGAAGUUUGGAACGAAGUGAUCGAUGCAUGUGCAGAUUUGGUGGGUGCUUUUGAAUCUUUGGGAGAAUUACCUGGGAAGCAUGGUGCAGGUGACUUAGUUUGCAAAGACUGGAAGUAUAAAGCUAGAACUACAGUGAGAUCCUUGAUGUCAAAAGGUAAGGAUAUUUGGGAAGAUACACAAGGAUGGGAUACUUUACUCAGGUUAAAGGAGGAUUUGAGAAAUUAG